UCUCUCUCUCACACACACACUAACACUCUCUGCAGUAUCAAACCAGAUGCCAGUAAGAUGCAUGAUCUCAGCUUUCACAGUUUUAUGCAAACAGACUUAAACAGAGCCCUUAAAAGCCCUGCAAUUUACUCUCCCCCUUGACCUCUUCUCUGCAACUACCCGCUCCAAAACCCCAUCUCACACCUACCAUCUCCCGAACUCCUCAAAAACACACACCAAUACAAGACAAAAACACCCAAAAACACAUACUAAACGUUAUUCAAAAUUUUUUUUUUUUAAAAGCUGUUUUUAAAAUUCCAAGACCAACCCAGUUAAGAACACAUGCAUUCAUGAAAAGGGUCUGCAAAAGCCAUUCAAAAACUGGGGUGCGGCUGGAGGAAUUUCAGGGGAAAACUCUAAAGAAGAAAAUAAAAAAACCAUCUUGUUCGAUUUUUUUUGCAACAUGGGUUGUCUCAUAUCUCAGCUGGCAGCAAAAUUUGCAUUCUUUCCUCCUUCUCCGGCGACUUAUCAGGUGAAGAAGAGAGAUGAUGGGAAGUUGGUGGCCGUAUCUACGACGUCGUCUAUGCCCAUUUCCGGUGCACCUGAUGAUCCUAGUCUAGAUGUGUUGUUGCUUGACACCAAAAGAGGAAACAAAAUUGUAGCUUUUUAUUUAAAGAACCCAUAUGCUAGGCUCACUGUUUUAUACUCUCAUGGCAAUGCAGCUGAUCUGGGCCAGCUCUAUGACCUCUUUAUCCAACUUAAAGCUAAUCUCAGAGUCAACCUCAUGGGAUAUGAUUAUUCUGGCUAUGGAGCUUCUACCGGCAAGCCAAGUGAAUUUGAUACUUAUGCUGACAUAGAAGCAGUAUACGACUGCCUGGAAACUGAAUAUGGGGUUAGCCAGGAAGACUUAAUUUUAUAUGGACAAUCUGUUGGAAGUGGACCAACAUUGCACUUGGCAGCUAAACUUCCCAGGUUGAGGGGUGUAGUUCUGCACAGUGCGAUUCUUUCUGGUCUUCGUGUGCUCUGUCACGUGAAGUUCACGCUAUGUUUUGACAUUUACAGGAAUGUAAAUAAAAUUCGGAAGGUGAAGUGCCCUGUGCUUGUUAUUCAUGGUACUGAAGAUGAUGUAGUGAACUGGCUACAUGGCAGUGGACUAUGGAAAAUGGCUAGGGACCCAUAUGAACCCUUGUGGAUUAAAGGUGGUGGGCACUGCAACCUGGAGCUAUAUCCAGAUUACAUUCGCCAUCUUUGUAAAUUUGUUCAAGAAAUGGAGAAUAUGACCACUGAAAUCCGACUUGAAAAGAUCCGGCAAACUCUACGGCUAAACAAGAGGUCAAAUUCUGCUGCCAGGAAUUCCGCCACCAAGUGCUGCAAAGUAAAAUGUAAGCGAUCCAGUUGCUUUAGUUGCUCGAAACCUAACUGCAACUCAUGUUGCUGGUGGCCCAAAUGCUCAGCAUGUCAGCCAAAAUGCCCUGAAUGGAGACCUAGGUGCCUAGAAUGUAUAAAACCUGGCUGCAUGAAAUGUUCAUUCUGGUGUACUAAAUGCUCCUGUAGUUGGCCAAAAUGCUCUUGUUCAUGCACAAGUUCAUGCUGCUAAUUCUUUGUAAUGGGGAUAUAGCCUAUAGGUAGACAUAGUGCUUCAGUCUGAAAUGCAACACUAGGAAGCUGUAUAGAUUGCUCAACUUUUGCUUAGACUCCUUAAAAUGUGCAGUAGCCUGUGAGACAUGAGAGAGUUAGUUUGGUGAUAUUAAAGCUAUCAAAUUGGGUGCUAGUAGUUUGUUGAUAAUGGUAAAUUA
Molecule: messenger RNA, 1775 nt
Organism: Coffea eugenioides
Lineage: Eukaryota; Viridiplantae; Streptophyta; Magnoliopsida; Gentianales; Rubiaceae
Product: alpha/beta hydrolase domain-containing protein 17B
Exons: 5
Coding region: 443-1576 (377 amino acids)
Source: RefSeq, a predicted model, not a curated record